UAACGUGCGUAUAUUAUACAUUUAGAUUUAUGUAUUUGCAAUAGAGGAAAUAGCUAGUCCUACACUCAAACGCGCUACUUAAAGUUAACGCACUUAACUUUAUAAUUACGCAAAACUACUCAAAUUUCAAAUACAUUAUCUGCCUUGUAAUUAACUGCACCUUGUUUACCUAAAUAUAUAAAAAGCCUGUAAAUAAAUUGUAAGAUAUAGAAUACUCACGACUGUUGUAAAUAACUUCUUCGCUAGUGAAUAAAAGAAUCAGAAAAUUUAAUAGCCUUCUAGUACAUUGAAUUCACUUUCGGAGCUCAUACGAAAGACUUAUAUAACGCUAAAACCGUACCGGCCACCGUAUUAAUCACAUAGUCGUCAUGUUAAUCCACCAGCGUGAAUUUUUGUUUCAGAUGACUGCAUUGACGUCAUAUAAACAGAAGCACCGACUGUGACGGACGAGAGGCAUCACGAAGAUUACACCGGUGGCAUGGAAAUAUUGUUCCUUUCUCCUCAUAACCACACUGUUCGCUUUGGUGCUUCGCGAAACUGAAUGCAAAAGCUCCUCCCUCCAUUCACCGAGUGUCGUGCAGCCGGAGUUCAUAACUUUGUCUUCACGAUAGCCAUCCCAAAAAAUGUUGUCUCAUUACUUCGCAGCUCGUGAAGAUCCGUACAAAGGGUGCCUAAAUUUGGCAUCGAGGCAUCUCCUUUCAGUGGCAAACAAUGGCUCCGAUGGAAAUGGAUCAUUUCCUCCUAUAGAAAAUCUAAGUGAAAGCGAAAAAAUUGCCUUCACCAUCGGGUAUGGCUUCAUGAUAUUAGUCGGUUUGCCUGGUAAUAUUUUGAUCAUGGUCGUCAUAGCUACAUACAAAGAAUUACGCAAUGAUCUUAACAUGUUACUUUUCAACAUGGUUUUUGCUGACAUCAUACGCAUGCUUUUAACAACUUCGUUGGCGCUCUUUAUCAUUCACGAAAUCGGAAAUGCACUUUCACCGAUCUACGUAGAUUCGGGUUUGUCCGGUCGUGUGUUCUGUAAGAGCAUGUUUGGAUUUCCUCCAAUUUUAUCGAUCGUGGUCGUUUUCACUUUGGUUGUGAUGACCUGCGAACGGUUUUUGGCCGUUGUUUUCCCAUUUCACGUUACGUUGCUCAAAAACAAAAGCAAGUGGAUCGUUACUGCUAUUUGGUUCGUUGCUGCAGUGCUGGCAGCGCCCAUUUUUUCAGGUGCAACUUCGGGUGAAUUGCCCUCAGGUGGUCACAUUUGCUUAUACGACUACAGUCUGCUGUGUGAUGGUAACAUCAUAAAAGAUCGAAAAUGUAAUUCUCGUGUCGUGAAACAAAUCACGUCUGUACUCGUUUACCUCACGUUCGUCGUCGCAUUUCUCCUUAUAUUGCUACUUCAUGUCGUAAUGGCUGUAAGGCUUCAUCGACGUCGGCGCGGCUUCAACGAGAGAGACGAAACGUAUGUUUCAAAUAGCCUUAGAAAUUCCACGCGCGAUGUCGUGCGCAUGCUCGGUGUUGCAUCGUUCGUGUACGUGAUUACGUCGCUACCGAGUCAGAUGUAUCAAUUCGGUUUCAUCUACAACACGUCGUGGUUAAAUAAAGCGAUGCCACCCUACUUUAAUUUUCUCUUGAUGUUCAUUUCGAACUCUCAUUCCAUGAUAUAUCCGUGGAUUUAUCCGUUGUUCGUAAGGCGUUUUCGCGAGAAAUACAGCUUGCUUUUUUACCAACGAAUCCUAAAACGCGUUCGCUCUCAAUCGGAGACAUCAACAUCGGCAAGACAAGCAUUAACAACCAUGGAUAAUAAUAAGAACACUCAGACUGAAACACAAUUUUGAAGAAUAACUAUUCUGGAAAGUAUUUGGAAAGUAGCGCAAAUCUGCCAGUGACAGUGGCGUAGCGCAAUAGCUGAGACCCCUUGGUCAAGCAUUCAUUGGUGGCUUCCCCCUCCCCCUCCCCAUAUGGCUACAAUACAAUACAAUACAAUACACUAUAAUACAAUACAAUCCAUAAGUUUGUUUGAAAUCAAUUGUUUUCUAUUAUUUUCUAAUCAGUUAUCACAUGCAUAUAAAAUAACCCCUCUCCCGAAUAAUCAAGUUUAGCUACAGCACUGGUAGAGAGUACACCUCUAAAGACUCCUCGAAACGAAAAAUAUUUCUAUAUCAUUGACAAUAAAGAAAAAAUUGCAAAGUUCUACGAUAAUAAUAUUAACAUAAA
This is a messenger RNA of Xenia sp. Carnegie-2017, 2199 nucleotides long. RefSeq names its product neuropeptide Y receptor type 1-like. Gene Ontology annotation, molecular function: G protein-coupled receptor activity. The coding region runs from base 624 to 1820 and encodes 398 amino acids. Gene Ontology annotation, biological process: G protein-coupled receptor signaling pathway. The transcript is spliced from 3 exons. Gene Ontology annotation, cellular component: membrane. NCBI's taxonomy places the organism in Eukaryota, Metazoa, Cnidaria, Anthozoa, Malacalcyonacea, Xeniidae. The record is from RefSeq and is a predicted model, not a curated record.